Orcinus orca (killer whale) is the source of this 6684-nucleotide messenger RNA. RefSeq names its product leucine rich repeat containing 8 VRAC subunit D (gene LRRC8D). The record is from RefSeq and is a predicted model, not a curated record. Gene Ontology annotation, molecular function: protein binding. The coding region runs from base 3760 to 6327 and encodes 855 amino acids. The transcript has 3 exons. Lineage: Eukaryota; Metazoa; Chordata; Mammalia; Artiodactyla; Delphinidae.
CUAAGAUCAUGUUUAACCUAAUCUAUAUUGACAUAUUGCUAAGAAUCAGUUGGCCCGUUGGAAAAUACAUGUUUAUAGUUUACUCUUUCAAACAACUUGGGAAGUUGAUGAAAUCACGUGAUAUAGUUGAGAGAGAUUCUUCUGAGUAAAAGAUGUGUAGCACAGAAUAAUAAAUCCACAGCCAAAAUGCACCUACUCAUUUCUUCUCAAUUCAGAGGAAGAACAGACCCAGGGUGAAUUUUAGCUGCAUUACCUACUGCUUUGAGAACAACACCUAUGAGCUCCACUUCUAGCACAGUGGUAAUGAGACCUCCUUGCAAAGGCAGUUCUGAGAAUCCAGUGAGGCAGGGCAUGUGUGGGUCCUAUGUAAAUGUUACUAAUUCUGCUCAAGAUGUGUGUGCUUUGAAGCACUGAGCUCAGGGACAUACCAGCUCACACCUGUAGCCACCCAAGCCUGUGUUUCUGACGUGUAGCUGGGUCUUCCAAGUAAUGCUGCAGGUGUUCUGAGUAGUGCUUUCCUUCUCAACUUGCUUGAAACCAGGAGACUCUUGUGCCUAGGAGGGAGCCUAAACCACCUUGCAGGCAGACUUUUUUAAGUCUUUGCAUCCCCUUGCUACAUUUUUGCCAUGGGAAAUGACACUCUGGCUCCUUGAAAAUGGCUAAUAACUGUCCGUGGGUAAAUGCCAAUCAAGCCAGCCAGUUGGCUCUGAAGACAUUUUCCUUGAAAGCCACGGCCCAGGUUUUGCAGAGGCCGGGAGAUGAGUGUGAGUGCCAGAGACCUCCUUCACAGAAAAGCCUGUUGCAUGUGCUACCCUGGAAGUGAAGACAGAGACAGGGAUGCCGCUGUGAAGGCUGCUAUUACAGAGAGACAGUCUCUUAGGUAACCAGAUGGCUUGUUGUCAUUUUUCUUUUUUUGUUUGCAGAAAAUCCAGCUGUAAUAAUGGCCAAGAUUCCUCACACAGAGAAAUCGUGUGGCAGACAUUUUUAAUCACCAAAGUAAGGUCUUUCUCUUUUAAGAUGAAGAAAGAUAAGCAGCAUCGUUUUGGGAUAUGAGUUUAUCAUCUCUUUCUCCACACCCAUUAGUCCUCAGGAAAGCUAUCUUUUGUCACUUAAUUUGGAGCCUCUAAAAUGGCUUUCACACUUUGCUGUGUUGGUCCACAGACUGUGGUACUUAGGGAGUGGAGACUUGCAAAAUUAACCUCCAGUAUUCUUCCAAAAUCAGUUUUAUUUUUUGUGGAGUCAUUUGUGCCUACCUGGGAGCAUUUUUUUCUCUUUUUAUGAGGUUGUUAUUUUAAUAUUUUUUUCUGCCUAACGGUGGCAAGGAAGAAACACUUUCCAUGAAAUACAGAAGGGGCAGGAGAAUAGCUGAGCUGUGAGAAAGUACGAUAUGAUGCUUUGGUCUUGUGAUUGUUAGGUUAUAUACUUGUCAGGAAUGGAUGCAAUCUUAGGAUGUUGUAUUAUCCAAACUAUGAACUUUGGGAUCCAGGCAGCUUAAUUUAAGCAUGUUUCCUUUGCUUUGUCUCAAGAAUUUCAUUUUUCUUUAGAGGUUUAGGCUCUUGUAUUUAUGAGUAACAGAAAUGAAGGCAGGGAUACCAAAAGGUAUUUUAAAAUAGAAUUGUAUCCAAAACAUGGUAAUUAUUGACUUUUUUUUUUUUAAUGAGAGAAUUGAGAGAAGUUUUGAGUUCAGUGCCCUCCUUCCUUCCUCCCUCCCUCCCACCAGGUACUUUGUGGGAAAGCAAUGGCAGUGCUUUGGGAAGAAGCAUUAGGUUGGUGAAAAGAAAUGAAGAGUGGACAGGUCCAGGGUAAGCAAGGGACUGAGAGAAGGCAAAUGAUGGCAGCAGAGGCAGACCUGGACCCUAAAAGCAUGCUAAGAUCCCUCAGGAGGUUUUUAGUAAUAAGCCCGCAUGCCACUGUGCGAACCUGAAGGACGGGAGUGCAUCUGCCCCUGCCCAGCCCCUACCGGCACACUUGAACUGUCCUUGCCCUUCACCUGCGUGCCCUACAGCUCCAGAGUCUGUGCUGCUGAGUGAGGUGGUGGGGAAGGGCGAGUGAGACAUAGCUCAUCAGCAGACAAGACAAAAGCACUCACUUUCUCCCUCACUCUCCGCUCAAGUGUCUGGGGUCUCAUUGCCAAGCUUCUUAAUCACCUCUUAAUACAUGCUCUGUUUCUUGGCUUGUCAGGAGGCUCGUGGCAGCAUGCUAUUGACAGGUGAGUGCGAACUAAGUGCCAAAGCAGAAGGAGAUGGAAAGUGAGAGAAUUUCAAGUCUCACUAAGAGUGGAGUCCAUGCAUGUUUUGUUUUGUGUGGUGUGGUUUUUGUUUGUUUGUUUGCCUUCCUCUUAAAAGGGCCCAGUUGGAAGAGAAUUCAGGGAACAAACAUUAGUCAGCAGAUUAGGUUCUGAACUGGAUAGACUCUGUACCUUGGCAUAUGAGUGGCUAUCCUAGAACCUUUUGAACUUUUGCCACCGAGUAAUUCUGAAAAGGCGGACAGAGCCAGUGGUAGAUAAUGGGAACGAGCACGGUGUCCUCUGCUCAAGUAAUCAAGGUACAUAUUAUUCAGGUGGGUAAGGAGCCUAGCUAGUUCAACAGAGUGAUAGCAUGGAAUCGCAGGCUCGUUUGGAGACGAAGGAAUGGAUCACAGAUGGUCCAUGGGCUUGAUUUUUCUCUGAGAAUUCACUAUUGUUUUGAGAAUAAGCAGAGCGUAGAGGAAAUGGCCCAGAUUUUACACUUAGGAAAGAACUCUUAUUCAAUUCUCCAUUUGACCACUUUCUAGCUAAGACAUCAGGACAGUUACUUAACUUCUCUGACCCUGCUUCCUCAAUUGGGAAUAUGAGAAUAGGACUUUUGCAGAUCUGUUGGGAAAUAUUAAAGACUAAAGGGAGAUUAAAAUGAGAUGCUAACGCUUAGCAGGAGCUUAAUGUCCAUCAGUUUCUUUCUUUCAGUCAAAAUUUAAGUUUUUAUGUAGAAUAAUCAUCCUUUAUAUUCUGUUCUCCAUGUUGAGUUUUGAAACAGGAAUAACUUUUAUUUAAGCUAUCACCUUGAUGAUAAAAGGAGCUGUUUAUCAGAGACAGUGCUGUAGGUGCCUUGCAACCUGAUAGAUUCGUGUGCAAGGGCACGCAGGGUACCAGUGAAUCUGUCCACACCUGGAAGCCCAGAAACUGGGCACUGAACGCAUAAGCGGACUCCUGGAGCUGGUACACUCUGCCUGUGGCAGAUUCUUAAACCACCUGUUUACUAUCUUUUAAACACUACCCCGAAGUUCACCCAAGUCAGAGGGUGACAAAAUAGACAAACGCAGAACUUUGGAACUGCUCUGUGAUUCAUACGCCCAGAGAAAUACUUAAUUGUUUUCUGGAAGAAUGCACUAUAUGAUGAUCUUUUGUGUGGAAUUGGUUUAUGUAAAUAUUAGGGCUCUGUGCCGGUAAGGAUCCCAGUAGACAGCCUAGGAGCCCGGAAUACUUUUUUAUCUUUUAUUUUUUUUGGCAGUUCGUGGCUGCUGCAUGAACGCUCUCCCUUUUGAGUCAGCCAGGCGCAAGAGAAGUAAUUUCCCAUCCAGAAGCUCUUUCGGCAGCUGAGCUGUAGUGGAUAUACUGGGAUGUGGCUAAGUUUAAAAUUGAAGUGCAGGGCUGUCUGUAACGUGCCGCCGGGUCCCAGGAUGGAAGAGUGAAGUCGCGCCGGUUCCAGCUCGCGGAGCCCGCCGGAAGCCAGUCCCCGGAGAGGAGAGCGCCCUGAGGGAGCAGGGUGGCCGCCUGGUCCAGGAAUGUUUACCCUUGCGGAAGUUGCUUCACUUAAUGACAUUCAACCAACUUACCGAAUCCUGAAACCAUGGUGGGACGUGUUUAUGGAUUACCUGGCUGUCGUUAUGUUGAUGGUAGCCAUCUUUGCAGGAACCAUGCAACUUACCAAAGAUCAGGUGGUCUGCUUGCCAGUAUUGCCAUCUCCUGUAAAUUCAAAGGCACACACACCGCCAGGAAUUGCAGACGUUACCACCAACAUCCCGAAGAUGGAGUCAGCCACAGACCAAGACCAAGAUGGGCGGAUGACGAAUGAGAUUUCCUUUGGCGCAUCUGCUGUGACACCUGACAUACCUCUCAGAGCCACAUAUCCUCACACAGAUUCCACGGUUCCAAAUCAGGAGGCAAAGAAAGACCCAACAGGCCGAAAAACAAACUUGGAUUUUCAGCAAUAUGUAUUUAUUAAUCAGAUGUGUUACCACCUGGCCCUUCCGUGGUAUUCUAAGUACUUUCCGUACCUUGCUCUUAUACAUACUAUUAUUCUCAUGGUCAGUAGCAACUUUUGGUUCAAAUAUCCCAAAACAUGCUCAAAAGUAGAACAUUUCGUUUCAAUAUUAGGAAAGUGCUUUGAAUCUCCUUGGACUACUAAAGCGUUGUCUGAGACAGCAUGCGAAGACUCGGAGGAAAACAAGCAGAGAAUAACAGGUGCCCAGACUCUACCAAAGCACGUAUCUACCAGCAGUGAUGAAGGGAGCCCCAGCGCCAGCACCCCAAUGAUCAGCAAAACUGGCCUCAAAUUCUCAGCUGAAAAGCCCGUGAUUGAAGUCCCCAGCAUGACCAUCCUGGACAAAAAGGACGGGGAACAGGCCAAAGCCCUGUUUGAGAAAGUGAGGAAGUUCCGUGCUCACGUGGAAGACAGUGACUUGAUCUAUAAACUCUACGUGGUCCAAACAGUUAUCAAAACAGCCAAGUUCAUCUUUAUCCUCUGCUACACUGCAAACUUCGUCAAUGCGAUCAGCUUUGAACACGUCUGCAAGCCCAAAGUCGAGCACCUGACGGGUUACGAGGUGUUUGAGUGCACCCACAACAUGGCGUACAUGCUGAAAAAACUGCUCAUCAGUUACAUAUCCAUUAUUUGCGUUUAUGGUUUCAUCUGCCUCUACACUCUCUUCUGGUUAUUCAGGAUACCUCUGAAGGAAUAUUCUUUUGAAAAAGUCAGAGAAGAGAGCAGUUUCAGUGACAUUCCAGAUGUCAAAAAUGAUUUUGCGUUCCUGCUACACAUGGUAGACCAGUAUGACCAGCUGUAUUCCAAGCGUUUCGGGGUGUUCUUGUCAGAAGUCAGUGAAAAUAAACUGAGGGAAAUCAGUUUGAACCACGAGUGGACAUUUGAAAAACUGAGGCAGCACGUGUCACGCAACGCGCAGGACAAGCAGGAGCUCCAUCUGUUUAUGCUCUCAGGUGUGCCCGAUGCUGUCUUCGACCUCACAGACCUGGAUGUGCUAAAACUCGAGCUGAUUCCAGAAGCUAAAAUUCCUGCUAAGAUUUCUCAGAUGACUAAUCUCCAAGAGCUUCACCUCUGCCACUGCCCUGCAAAAGUGGAACAGACUGCUUUUAGCUUUCUCCGUGAUCACUUGAGAUGCCUUCAUGUGAAGUUCACCGACGUGGCAGAAAUUCCCGCCUGGGUGUAUCUGCUCAAAAACCUUCGCGAGCUGUACUUGAUAGGCAACUUGAACUCUGAAAACAAUAAGAUGAUAGGACUUGAAUCUCUCCGAGAGUUGCGGCACCUUAAGAUUCUCCACGUGAAGAGCAAUCUGACCAAAGUCCCCUCCAACAUUACAGAUGUGGCUCCACAUCUCACCAGGUUAGUCGUUCAUAAUGACGGCACUAAACUCUUGGUACUAAACAGCCUUAAGAAGAUGAUGAAUGUCGCCGAGCUCGAACUCCAGAACUGUGAGCUAGAGAGAAUUCCACAUGCUAUUUUCAGCCUCUCUAAUUUGCAGGAACUAGAUUUAAAGUCAAAUAACAUACGCACAAUUGAAGAAAUCAUCAGUUUCCAGCAUUUAAAACGACUGACUUGUUUGAAAUUGUGGCAUAAUAAAAUCGUUACCAUUCCACCCUCCAUCACCCACGUCAAAAACUUGGAGUCACUUUAUUUCUCUAACAACAAGCUCGAAUCCCUACCUGUGGCAGUGUUUAGUUUACAGAAACUCAGAUGCUUAGAUGUAAGCUACAACAACAUUUCCAUGAUCCCAAUAGAAAUAGGAUUACUUCAGAACCUGCAGCAUUUGCAUAUCACGGGGAACAAAGUGGACGUUCUACCAAAACAGUUGUUUAAAUGCAUUAAGUUGAGGACUUUGAAUCUGGGGCAGAACUGCAUCACUUCCCUCCCAGAGAAGAUCGGUCAGCUCUCCCAGCUCACCCAGCUGGAGCUGAAAGGGAACUGCUUGGACCGCCUGCCAGCCCAGCUGGGCCAGUGUCGCCUGCUCAAGAAAAGCGGGCUUGUUGUGGAAGAUCACCUUUUUGACACCCUGCCACUCGAAGUCAAAGAAGCAUUGAAUCAAGACAUAAAUAUUCCCUUUGCAAAUGGGAUUUAAACUGAGAUCAGAUGUGCACAUCCGUGUGCAGGAACAACUUCCUAGAUUGCAAGCGCUCCUGUACCAGUUAUUGCAAGAUAAUGCAUUUUAGGAGUAGAUACACCUUUAAAAAUACAACAGAGAGGAUGCAUAGAAGGCUGAUAGAAGACAUAACUGAAUGUUCAACGUUUGUAGUGUGUUAAGUCAUUCACUUCCAAAUCUUUUUCUUUUUUCUUUUGGGGAAAGGGAAGGAAAAAUUAUAAUCACUAAUCUUGGUUUCUUUUUAAAUUGUUUGUAACUUGGAUGCUGCCGCUACUGAAUGUUUACAAAUUGCUUGCCUGCUAAAGUUAAUGAUUAAAUUGACAUUUUCUUACUAUA